AACAAACCCUAAUCCAAAUCAAAAUCCCCUUCCCACUAUAAAUAUUCAUCCACACAAUUCUCAGAAGAAAGAAUAAUUAAACCCCAUGAAGUAUAGUGAGAUUUCCCACUUCAGCCACCCUCUACAUCCUCUGAAAUUUGUCUACUCUGAGUUCCCAUUUAAGUGCGAUGGCUGCAAAGAAGUAGGCAUAGGCUCUCGCUACAAAUGCUCCAAGUGUGAUUUUGAUCUCCAUAUGCACUGCGCAAUCCCUUCUCCUUCAAUCUUCCAUCCUUUCUACUACAAAUGCUCGUUUCAGUUCAUGUCUCGGCCUCCCGGCGACAAGCCUCGUUACUGCAAUGCAUGUGAGAGGAUCGUCAGUGGGUUUCUUUAUCAUUGCAGAGACUGUGGAUUUGAUCUUCACCCUUGUUGUGCAAAGUUGCCGAUGGUGCUCGACGACGGAGAAGUUAAGCUUUAUUUGCAUAGGAAAGUAAGUGCAACGUGUCACAAAUGUGGACGUCAAGGGAGGAGUUGGAGUUACAGGUCUUCAUGCAAGAAAUAUAAUCUUCACGUAGCUUGUGUUAAGGACAUGUUGGUGGAGAAUUGGGCAGAGCUUUAUCAUCCCGAGAAUAAUGGUAAUAAGAAAAAGGAUAAUAAAAUUCCCAGCUUAAAAAAUGCACUCCAAACUCACCACCAGAAGAGCAAGGGUAAGGUGCAGAAAUGUUGUGAGAUGGCAGGAUUGGCCGUGCAAUUUGUGAUCUCCGCCGUGCUCGGUGAUCCGACCACCAUUAUUGCUGGGUUUAUUGGGUCUUUGAUUGCAGGGUGAUGCAAUGGUGUAAUGUGGGAAUGGAAUAUAUCUGGUAAAAUUGUAGUAAUGGUUUUCUUAGUAUAAUUAUCUUUGAAAGGAAUGUUUGUGAAACUUUGGCAAAAUAUUGGAUAAAAGGGGUCCAUUCAUAUAUGCCUUUUUAUGUGAAUAAAUUCUUUACUUUAUGCUGUUUA
Messenger RNA from Manihot esculenta (cassava), 975 nucleotides. RefSeq lists its product as uncharacterized. The transcript has a single exon. Lineage: Eukaryota; Viridiplantae; Streptophyta; Magnoliopsida; Malpighiales; Euphorbiaceae. The record is from RefSeq and is a predicted model, not a curated record. The coding region runs from base 86 to 802 and encodes 238 amino acids.